GUAUAGAAAUUAAAUUUUGAAUUUGUGUUUCGUACCUUUAAACCAACAGCAUUUGUAAGGAAACUCUAAAAAUAUUUGUUUAAGCGUAACGCGUUGACCUUAAAGAAGCAGACUUUUCCCAUCAGUGUUAGCUAAAUCGUUUCGCAGAUCAUAACCCAGUUAGGUGAUGCGAGUGGACUCAUCAGGAAGCAUUAACAAUCACAAUGAUUCCCACGAUAGUUGGUAGCUUAAUUUUGGUGAAGAAAAGCCGAAAGAUGAUGGAGGUAUUUUCUCCCUCAUUAAUGAAGUUGUGGAAGGAAUGGGAGCUCCGAGCAAUGGUUAUAACCAGCCUUGUGGUCCAAAUUUUGCUAAUUUCAUUGGGCAAGCGCAGAAAAAGCAGUUUCGAAAGAAGGGUUAGAGCUGCUGUUUGGUGCUCCUAUUUGCUGGCUGAUUCUGUAGCAACUAUCGGCCUUGGCAUACUAACAAAUGACCUGGCUGAUAUAUAUGAUACGGGAGGCGCUCUUGACUUGAGCACUGAGCUUAAAGCAACGUGGGCACCCUUUCUCCUACUGCACUUGGGUGGCCCAGAUGCCAUUACAGCUUACUCCCUGGAAGACAAUCAGCUAUGGUUAAGGCACCUUUUUGGACUAAUUGUCCAGACAAUUGUGACGAUAUACAUCUUCUUCAUGGCAUGGACAGGUUCCCUUCUCUCCAAGCUAACCAUUCCAAUGAUUGCGGCUGGAUCAAUUAAGUAUGCUGAGAGGACAUGGACUCUGUGGAGAGCAAGCGCUGGCGAAUUACGAGACUCGAUGCUAUCUUCUCCAGAUCCUGGUCCUAAUUACCCCAAGUUGAUGGAUGAAUACAGUCUGAGGAAAUUUGAGGGGUUCUUGGUGACUAUAGAAGAGGUGAAGGAAGAUGCGCAAGAAUUGGAUAUAACAGCCCCUGGAAGAACAACCUCUGACCAACACAAUAUCAUUAAAGCCACUGUGAUGUUUCAGACAUUCAAGCGUCUGUUUGCAGAUCUCAUCCUAAGCUUUAAAGACAAGGAGAAAAGCCAACAUUUAUUCGAGGACCCAAACAUGAGCUCGGAGGAUGCUUUUGAUGUUGUGGCCAUUGAACUAGGAUUCAUGUAUGAUUUACUAUACACUAAAGCUAAGGUAAAUUAUACUCGUUUUGGUUUGGUUUGCCGCUUUACUACUGUCCUUCUCACCUGCCUUGCGUUGGGGCUAUUCUCUAAUGAUGACCUGAAGAAGUAUGAAAAGGCUGAUGUAUACAUUACUUUUCUUUUGCUAGUUGUAGCUAUUCUUCUGGAGAUAUGUGCAGCAUUGUUAUUACUUUGCUCAGACCAGACAAGUCAUUGGUUGAUUAAGAAUAACAAAACUUUCAUUAUUAGAGUCACCAGAUGUUUGACUUCCCUGUUUGAUCAAAAGAGGUGGUCUGGUCGCAUAUCACAGUACAGCCUACUUAGCCAUUGCCUGGAAGAAAGACCUGGGUUUAAAAUACUCGAAAAAGUGCAGCUAAUGUGGCCGCCUAGAAGUCAUGUAGAGUUCAACGGAUCCUUGAGAGAGACCAUCUUUAGCUAUGUCAAAGCGAAAUUUGAAGCACAAAAGGGAAAAGUAGGUAGUAAUCUUAGAGACUUGUGCCGCCAAAGGGGAAAGAGCAUACUUCAAAAAUAUGAGGAUAAAUUUCCGGCUAAGCUAGAACUUGAAUGGAGCAUUGAUGUUGACUUCGACCAGAGUAUUCUUAUCUGGCACAUUGCUACAGAUAUUUGCUACAACUCAGAUCUUCAAAGUGAUACUAAAAUUGGACAAUGUCGUGAAGCAAGCCUGUUAAUCUCAAACUACCUGAUAUACCUCCUACUCUUUUAUCCUCGUAUGUUGCCAUCAGGAAUAGGGCUUAUAAGGUUUCGAGACACUGAUGCUGAGGCCAGGAGGUUUUUCAAGGAAAGACAGGCAUCUUCUGGUGCCAAACAAGUGAAUAAAAUAACCAAGUAUUGCAGAAAGUUGCUCCGAGCUUGGAGGUUCUUUAAAGGACGGCUGUUUUCUUAUCGCACACACCAAUUAACUAGUGUGGAGAACGCUUGCAGUAUGUUGGUUAAAGUGAAGACUGAUGUAUACCCGAGCAAAGUAAAAGGGGAUCAAAGCAAAUCUGUGUUGUUUGACGCUUGCAAAUUGGCAUCAACACUUAAAGGCAUAUCAGACGAAAAGGUAAAAUGGGAGAUGAUUAGAGAAAUUUGGUUAGAGAUGCUAACUUAUGCUGCAAGUCAAUGUGGGGGAACUCAGCAUGCUGAUCAACUGAUAAGGGGUGGAGAGCUUCUAACCCAUGUUUGGCUUCUUAUGGCUCAUUUUGGCAUAACAGAGCAGCUACAGAUAUCUAAAGGACAUGCAAGAGCUCUGCUGAGUGCAAAUUAGCACCAGGUCAAUCUCAACGUUAGUCUUUCAUAGUUGUUCUUAAAUUUUCCAUUUCAAGUUGAACAAUAUAUAUUUUUCUGUCAUCCUUUUGAAUAGAAACAAUGCAAAAUCUGUUGUCACAUUAAGAUAGGAGAGUACGACAGGGCAUUAACCUUGGUUAAUUAAGUGUCAACGAAGAGUUUCAAUCACUUGUUCUCAAGGAACGUUGGCUCUUUCUUUUUCUUUUUUAAUUUCGAUUCUAGUGCAAGAGCUUCAAGGA
This is a messenger RNA of Gossypium arboreum, 2649 nucleotides long. RefSeq lists its product as uncharacterized. The record is from RefSeq and is a predicted model, not a curated record. The transcript has 2 exons. NCBI's taxonomy places the organism in Eukaryota, Viridiplantae, Streptophyta, Magnoliopsida, Malvales, Malvaceae. Bases 204 to 2390 code for a protein of 728 amino acids.